GUUCUUUUUGACUGUAUGAAUGAUUUUUUACUUUUGGGGACGUCAAUGUUAGCUACCGCAGUUGGUCUUUACCUUAUUCCUUUUUGCAAGAGAGCAGUAUUAUUGAUAGUCAUGAUGUCUGUCCUUGGUGCUUCAAUAGGUAUCCUGGAUACAGGUUGUAAUGUCCUCAUCUUGGAUAUUUGGGGGGAUGAAGGAGCCCCACACAUGCAGUCUUUACACUUUGGUUUCGCCUUGGGUGCCUUUCUGGCUCCACUUCUGGCUAAAUUGGCCUUGGGUACCACAGUGUCUGCUGAAAACCACACAGAGCCUGACUUUCAGCCUCCAGCCACCAAUGGAUCACCUGAAGCUGACUCGGUCUCUCUGUUUGGAUUGCCUGAUGACAUGAAUCUCCUGUGGGCUUACGCUUUUAUUGGCACUUAUGUUUUUAUAGUGUCUGUCUUCCUGUUUGCUCUGUUUUUCAAGAAAAGCUCAAGGCAGGAAAAAUCAAAAGCAUUUGCUCAGGAAAGUCGAAGAGCUGAAUAUCACAAGAGCCUUCUCUGCCUCCUUUUCCUGUUCUUCUUUUUUUACGUUGGAGCAGAGAUAACUUAUGGUUCUUAUGUUUUCUCCUUUGCCACCACCUAUGCUGGCAUGGAAGAAAGUGAAGCAGCUGGGUUGAACUCCAUCUUCUGGGGGACCUUUGCAGCCUGCAGGGGCCUGGCGAUCUUCUUUGCUACCUGUCUACAGCCUGGCACCAUGAUUGUGUUGAGCAACAUUGGCAGCCUGGCUUCAUCUUUGUUUCUGGUGCUUUUCAACAAGAGUCCACUUUGUCUCUGGAUUGCCACUUCAGUGUAUGGGGCCUCGAUGGCAGCCACAUUUCCCAGUGGUAUUUCCUGGAUUGAGCAGUACACAACCAUAAGUGGGAAAUCUGCAGCUUUUUUGGUAAUUGGUGCUGCCCUGGGAGAAAUGGCUAUUCCUGCAAUAAUUGGAAUUGUUGAAGGACAAUAUCCAGAUUUGCCGAUAGUUCUGUACUCCUGUUUGGGGUCAGCAAUAUCCACUGCUGUUAUAUUUCCUGUGCUGUAUAAAUUAGCCACCUUGCCUCUGGAUCGCCAGCAAAAAGCAAACAGAAAGAGUGAGGACAAGAAAGCCAUGCCCUCUAGUUCUAGGUUAUAA
Messenger RNA from Sciurus carolinensis (gray squirrel), 1149 nucleotides. Its product is annotated as sodium-dependent glucose transporter 1-like. The record is from RefSeq and is a predicted model, not a curated record. Bases 16 to 1149 code for a protein of 377 amino acids. The transcript is spliced from 3 exons. Gene Ontology annotation, biological process: transmembrane transport. NCBI's taxonomy places the organism in Eukaryota, Metazoa, Chordata, Mammalia, Rodentia, Sciuridae.